UAUCCAGCUCUGGGCAAAGCCAAGAUGUUUGUCUUUGCCUUGUUUUCAGCGACCACCUGGACUUUGCUGGCUCUCUUUAUUUCCCUGCUGUUUCUGUAUGGAAUUUGGCCAUAUAGGUAUUUCAAAAAACUGGGAAUACCCGGACCAAGACCUCUGCCUUUUAUUGGAACAAGUCUAAACUUCAAAAGGGGACUUCUGUCUUUUGACCGUGAGUGCCGAGCCAAGUAUGGGGACGUCUGGGGGUUGUUUGAUGCACGAUCACCACUUUUGAUGGUGUCAGACCCUGAGAUGAUUAAAACUGUGAUGGUGAAGGAGUGCUACUCUGCAUUUACCAACCGCAGGGAAAAUAUUGUGGGUGGACCUUUGGCCGAUGGCAUAACAGCCGUGAAGGAUGAAAGAUGGAAAAGAAUACGGAGCACUUUAUCACCGUGCUUCACCAGUGGACGACUGAAACAGGUUUUUCCCGUUGUCACUCGGUAUGCAGACCGACUCAUUGAAAAACUUGGACGAACAAAUUUGGAUGAACCCGUCGAUAUCAAACAAUUCGUGGCACCUUAUAGUUUAGAUGUUGUGACCAGCGCAUCUUUCAGUGUCGAGGCAAAUGCCAUAAACGAUCCAGAUGACCCCAUUGUUGUUCAUAUCAAGAAGAUUAUGAACUUCAGUAUUUGGCCUUUCCUUUUAUUAAUGAUGUUUCCCUUUGGUUCCCGUCUGUUGAAGCUGCUGGAUAUUGACUUCAUGCCCAGACUCAGUGUGAAUUACUUCUACAGCAUCAUCAAGAAGUUUAAAGAUGAGCAUUGUGCAGAUGACUCUGUGCGAGCUGACUUCCUGCAGGUGAUGGUUCAGAACGAGAUACCAGAAACAGACAUAAAGAGCGAACACGACCAGCCAAGCAAAGGUUUGACUGAGCACGAGAUCCUUUCCCAGGCUUUCAUUUUCAUCUUUGGUGGCUAUGAGACCACCAGCACCACUCUCACUUACAUCCUUUACAAUCUGGCCAUCAACCCUGAAGCAUUGCAGACCUUACAGGAAGAAAUCGAUGCCAACAUACCGAGAGAUGCUCCCAUUUCAUACGAGGACGUGGUCGGUCUCGAGUACCUGGACCAGGUUCUUUGUGAGUCACAGCGCUUGCUUCCCACUGCACCCCGGCUUGAGAGGAUGUGCAAGAAAACUGUCCAGGUACACGGCCUCACCAUCCCUGAAGGAACCAUGGUUGGGAUUCCUGUUCACAUGUUACACAUGGACCCGCGCUUUUGGAGCUCACCUGAGCUUUUCAGGCCAGAGAGGUUCAGUAAAGACAGUGGGGAGGAGGUGAACCCGUAUGUGUACAUGCCGUUUGGGCUCGGUCCUCGUAACUGCGUUGGGAUGCGCUAUGCUCUCCUCACCUUGAAGAUGGUGAUUAUCCGUCUCCUGCAGAGUUACACUGUGGAAACAUGCAAAGACACCAUGAUCCCGCUGGAGUUCAACUGGUUGUUCCAGCCGAUAAAACCAGUAAAACUUAAGUUUGUGCGCAGACAACAGUAGUCGAAAAGGGAGAAUCUCCAAAUAUACCUUAUCUCUGAAUUCCUAUCAGACUCAGUUGUUAUAAUGUGUGGCCUCUACAGACAAGUUGGCUUUUAAAUGCUGUGCAUCACAUACCCAGUACUCAACUAUUCACUAUUCACUUCUCUGCUUUUUUUUAUAAUUUCUCUUGAAUGUUUUAUUUUGCUGUAUCUUGAUGUUUAAAAUACACAAAAGCACUUUAUGCUUAUCUUUUUAUGGGACAGGGCAAAAAUUGACUUGAUAGUGUUAAAGACUUAACGGUCUUAUGUUCAAAUAUAUAUAUAUAUAUCAUGGAUUUGUAACCGCAAAGAGACUUUACCUGUGUAAUUCUUACAAGACUCCUUCACAACUCAAACAAGGGACAGUUUAGAGGAUGUAAAAUAAACUGAUUCAAGCACCCA
Molecule: messenger RNA, 1940 nt
Organism: Epinephelus lanceolatus (giant grouper)
Lineage: Eukaryota; Metazoa; Chordata; Actinopteri; Perciformes; Serranidae
Product: cytochrome P450 3A56-like
Molecular function (GO): iron ion binding; steroid hydroxylase activity; heme binding
Source: RefSeq, a predicted model, not a curated record